Annulohypoxylon truncatum is the source of this 1758-nucleotide messenger RNA. Its product is annotated as alpha/beta-hydrolase. The coding region runs from base 1 to 1758 and encodes 585 amino acids. Gene Ontology annotation, molecular function: hydrolase activity. The record is from RefSeq and is a predicted model, not a curated record. NCBI's taxonomy places the organism in Eukaryota, Fungi, Ascomycota, Sordariomycetes, Xylariales, Hypoxylaceae. The transcript is spliced from 5 exons.
AUGCUCCUAAGGGCUCUUUUUAUGCCUUUAGCAUUGUUUCCACAUUUGUGCCUGACCCAAGACUUUCUCGCACCAGUUGUCGACCUUGACUAUGCCUUGUAUCAGGGGUACUACAAUACUACAUACGAUCUGAAUAUCUACAAAGGGAUAAGAUAUGCUGCUCCUCCCAUCGGGAAGUUAAGAUGGCAAUUACCGCAACCACCGGCACAAAAUCGUAGCCAGGUGAUUCCCGCUAUUGAAUAUGCAUCACGAUGUCCACAGUCUGGGUGCGCGCCGAGACAAAUGACACCAGUUCCAUCGGGCUCUGAAGAUUGCCUAUUCCUGAACGUCCUGGCACCCGCAAAUAAGACCAUGCUACCGGUUCUAGUCUGGAUUCACGGUGGUGGAUACGGGGUAUCGAGCGGCGCGUUCGAGCCGUCACCACAGAUGCAUACAAAUGAGAAUACGUAUAUCAUUGUGACUAUCCAAUACCGGUUAGGCGCCUUUGGCUUUCUAUCAUCUGCUGAGCUUGCCGAGUCGGGGGUACCCAACGCGGGAAUCCACGAUAUGCAAUUUGCGCUGCAGUGGGUUCAAAAAUACAUCCACCUCUUUGGCGGCGAUCCGACACAAGUGACUAUAGCCGGGCAAUCAGCUGGAGGUGGUAGCGUUGCGCUGCUUGGUAUGGCAGAUGGUGGCGUUGACAAUACUACUUUGGAGUACAAUAGCACGAUGCCAACCAACUAUUAUUACCGUUUUGCAGAAGCUGCGGGUUGCCUGCCAGACGAUAGCAAACCUGACGGAUCUGUCUUUCAAUGUUUGACUGAGGCAGACACUAUCGAACUUCAAGAAGCUAGUGACUAUAUCAGCACGACAGGACUUUAUGGCCAAUGGGCGUUCAUUCCUGUGACAGACGGGAAACUUCUGCGAGGACGUCCAUCUAGCCAAUUACUAAAUGACGGAGAACUCAAUGGUAUCCGCAUUCUAUCAUCCAACAACCCAAAUGAAGCUCCAGGCUUUAUUCCUCAGGGUAUCGACAACGAGGAUCGAUUUAGAGGGUUUCUCUUCGGUAAUUAUCCGCUAUUAAGCGAGGAAAACAUUACCAGCAUCCUUACCGUCUACUUCGUUCCGGAGAAUAGCUCAAGUAUACUAGUCAACUCCGACGGCGAGCAUCCGCCAUACUCUAUGACGAAUUCGGGAUGGGCCUCUGGCUGGCAACAAGCAGCUACGAACCUCUACGCGGAGACGACCUUCAUUUGCCCCUCGUAUUGGCUAGCCGACGGCUACGCGAGGAAACAAGAUGGAAAAGCAUGGCAUUACCAAUUCUCCGUUCCACCUGGGCAACACGGUCUCGACCAAACGGCGUUACGCUCGGAUAUAGAUGUUAUGGGCACAGGAAUGGAUGAGGUGUUCCGUACCGCCAUUCAACAGAUCUGGGGCAACUUCAUAGUGAGGGGAGACCCGGCGCUCAGUAAGUCGCAGACACGUGCCCUACAUCAUGGAAAUAUCACGGCAGUUAGUGAUGGAAAAUGGCCGGAAUGGAAAGGGGAGCCAGGCCACGACUGGAUGGUGAAUUUGAACAUGACCGGCGGUGUACCAACCUCAACGACUUUUAAUCUUGAUGGAACGUCGGUCCAGGUCAUUAGCUAUGUGCCUGGUAAUAGUACCUCAUCGCAGCCCUUAGAAGCAAUAUUUAAGGUGGUCGAAGGUAGUUCUUGGGAGGGCGGAAGAGGCGAAAGGUGUCGAUUAUGGGCAGAUCUAGGACCUUGGAUCAUGGCGUGA